Molecule: messenger RNA, 1097 nt
Organism: Esox lucius (northern pike)
Lineage: Eukaryota; Metazoa; Chordata; Actinopteri; Esociformes; Esocidae
Product: CD209 antigen-like protein E
Exons: 8
Coding region: 99-974 (291 amino acids)
Molecular function (GO): signaling receptor activity
Source: RefSeq, a predicted model, not a curated record
CCGAGACCCGGUAAAGACCAUUGAAGGUCCCUGAAGAAGCAACGCUGCACCUGAGGAGUUCAGAAGUUUUUCUGUCUUCUAAUUAGGAAACUGUCACCAUGGGGAUGUUGACCAUCCUUCUACUGCUCAGUGUUUUCUUUGUUCUGGGCGAUGCCAACGAAAUUAUAUCUGCAAAUAAUCUGCAACCUCAGACGAAUCUGAAUAUUAAAGUUGAGGAACCGAAGAAACAGCAAGAUAUUAAAUUGGGGAAAGAUGGCAAGCAGAGAUUCAUCUCUUCGCAUGAACGGGGUAGCAAGGAGAGAUACUUUUCCAGGCGUUACCGGAGUAGCGAGGAGGGAUACUUUCCCAGGCGUUACCGGAGUAGCGAGGAGAGAUACUUUCCCAGGCGUUACCGGAGUAGCGAGGAGAGACACUUUCCCAGGCGUUAUCGGAGUAGCAGUGAGGAACAAAUACCUUGGUCUGGGUCGAAAAGCGAGGAAGACGGCGUUGAACUGCGAGGUCGGAAAAGUCUGAGUCACUUCAUAAGGAACCUGAGACGUCACCUGCGAAUAAAGCCUAACCACAGAGUCUGCCCCCACGGCUGGCACGGACACGGGACUCACUGCUACCACUACGUCCCGUUCAAGGCGUCAUGGACAAAGGCUGAGAGGAACUGUCUGCUCUUAGGUGGAAACCUGGCUUCAGUACACGGACCUCACCAGUAUCAUUUCCUUCUGUCCGUCAUUGAGAGGAGCAGCAAGAAAGACCAGCGAACCUGGGUUGGAGGGAACGAUGCCGUCCAUGAGGGGUUUUGGGUCUGGAGUGACGGGUCCAGGUUCCACUACCAAAACUGGAGCAGAGGGCAGCCCUCUAAUUCCAGGGGCCAAUAUAGGAUGAGGGAGAACUGCAUGGAGAUUAACUAUGGAGCCGACCGCGGUCAGAAUGAUGCCUGCUGCCGCCAAAAACAUCCCUUCCUGUGUUCUAGAAAGAUGUGAUUUCUACAUUUUGGGAUAGAAACUACAUCGAAUAGGCUCCCAGAACAUGGGAUUAUUUAAAAUAAAGCCACGUUUUGCAAUAUUGCCUGUUUCUUAGUGGUCAUUUCUACCAAACUCAACCUG